Molecule: messenger RNA, 378 nt
Organism: Protopolystoma xenopodis
Lineage: Eukaryota; Metazoa; Platyhelminthes; Monogenea; Polystomatidea; Polystomatidae
Source: the annotation of a GenBank genome assembly
AUGAAGAAUAGGCGUCGGUGCUAUCGAAGAGCGGGCCUUGCGGCCCGAAGGCAAGCAGCUAACACCCUUCGGAAAACAUCGGCCCGCAUCUUCACAGCUCGGCGUUGCCGGGUAAUCCGGAUUCACACUUCGAGCGACCUUUGCACCACCAUCUGCAUCUACAGCUCUCUGCUACUCGCUAGUGUUGGCAACUGCGCCAGUCGGGAGUCAUUAGUCAACGCAAAACACACCAGCACAAAUGUGUCGGCAGAAUGGUGCAUCUCUCCGUGGCAUGACAUAAAAUGGCAGGCGCUUGCAGAUUUUGGCACCAGUUCUGUCGGGGGGCUGAUGAUGGUGGUGAGACGGUUUGAGCAAACUAGGAAAUAUGGCCGGACAUAA